Molecule: messenger RNA, 1632 nt
Organism: Bicyclus anynana (squinting bush brown)
Lineage: Eukaryota; Metazoa; Arthropoda; Insecta; Lepidoptera; Nymphalidae
Product: facilitated trehalose transporter Tret1-2 homolog
Exons: 10
Coding region: 110-1552 (480 amino acids)
Biological process (GO): transmembrane transport
Cellular component (GO): membrane
Molecular function (GO): transmembrane transporter activity
Source: RefSeq, a predicted model, not a curated record
GCGUUCACAAAAUGUUUUAGUUGACUGAUAAAUAUGUAAGAGAUUGGUCUAUUAAAUUGUUACGAGAUUAACGAGUCACUAAACCAAGUUUAAGUUAUCGCCAUAUAUAAUGGGGAAACUUCGUCAAGCUCACACAAGCAUAUCCUGCGCACUAGGGAAUACACUUACAGGUCUAUUAUAUGUAUGGCCCUCUUACACGUUACAUUUGUAUACAAGCGAAGACACAAACCUCUUAACCAGGCCAAUGACUGACUUGGAAAGCUCCUUGGUGGGCAGUCUACCGUCAUUGGGCGCAAUGCUUGGGACAGCGGUGGUGGGAUGGAUCAUGAGCAUUUUUGGAAGACAGAAGACUGCACUUGUUUUAGCUGCUCCACUUUUGAUAUCCUGGGUAAUGAUAGAUUUCACAAAAUCAUCAAUAGUAAUAUUAAUUGCCAGGUUCAUUGCUGGAGCUUCGGGCUGUGCAUUUUUGGUCCAUUCACCUAUUUAUAUAUCAGAGGUUGCCGAGGAAUCAAUACGCGGAACUUUAGCUUCAGCCCCGAUGGUGUGUUAUUGCUUAGGUGCUUUAAUGUCCUACCUCAUUGGGUGGUUUUUUACAUACCGAUACAUUAUAUGGAUUAAUAUUGCGUUCUGUAUCCUGUACAUGGGCCUCAUGCUGACUGUGAGAGAGAGCCCGAUAUCUUUAUUGAGACAAAAGAAGGAAGAGGAAGCGCGUUUAGCUAUAGCUUAUUAUAGAAGCGCAUCGGUCUCUUCUAAGCUUGUUCUAGAUGAGUUUUCAAGAUUGAAGCAACAAGUAACGCCUGCUGUUGAAUUAAGAGCAGUUCGUACGAGCUUAAAAGAAGUAGAGGCUGAAAAAGAAAAAUUAAACAGUGAAAUCGACGAAACAGAGUCCCAAGAAAAAAUGUCAUCAUUGAAAAUGUUGUUUACGUCUCCUUCGUCACGCAGAGGAUUUUUGGUGGUUGGAGUAUUUUUAACUCUUCAGGUUAUGAUGGGUAUGGUAGCCGUUCAAGUAUAUGCCAAAGAAAUUUUCAAGCAAGCAGCACCGGGACUAUCUUCGCACUUAUGCUCAGUUAUGUUUGCUUUAGUACUCUUAGCUGGAAGUUCGAUGAGUGCUUUGUUCACUGAUAAAUUCGGAAGAAAAAUUCUUUUAAUAUCUUCUGCAGUGCUAGUAGGCCUUUGCCUUAUUGGAUUAGGAGUAUUGCUUCACACAAGCAUAGCCCCACCAUGGGUCUCUGCUGUACUAAUUCUAUGUUACUGCUUCGCAUUCAUGUUUGGCGCUGGAUCAAUCCCUUAUGUUUUACUCGCUGAGUGCUUUAUUCCAGAGGUACAAAGCAUUGCCUCUAUGAUGCUACUGGAAUGGGUCUGGCUCCUCAACUUCGUGGUUAUCGGGAUCUUUCCAUUCAUGGUCAAAUUCUUUGGUAUCCACGGCACAUUUUACGCUUUUUCCUGUUUCGCCAUAGCUGAUACCAUUGUUGGGUUGUUCAUCCUACCUGAAACCAAGGGUCUUACUAAUGAACAAAUACAAGAAACAUUUUUAAGGGGUCGGAAAAAAUAGACUAUAUAGUUGUAAAUAUUUUUACGUUGUUAAUAUAUUAUGUAUUAAAUAAAUUAUUUUAUCACACUAACAUUAUAAAA